This is a messenger RNA of Westerdykella ornata, 1019 nucleotides long. RefSeq lists its product as uncharacterized. Lineage: Eukaryota; Fungi; Ascomycota; Dothideomycetes; Pleosporales; Sporormiaceae. Gene Ontology annotation, cellular component: ESCRT III complex; multivesicular body. The coding region runs from base 104 to 784 and encodes 226 amino acids. Gene Ontology annotation, biological process: late endosome to vacuole transport; protein transport; endosome transport via multivesicular body sorting pathway. The transcript is spliced from 2 exons. The record is from RefSeq and is a predicted model, not a curated record.
CUACGUAUACACAGUACUACAACAACACCGGCGCCAGAUCAACUUACAGUAGGCGCAGAGACGGUGAACGCCCGCUUUAGCCGGUCUUGAUAAGAAGUUCAAUAUGCAGACCAUACGCGGCUUUCUCUUCAAGCCCACGCCCGAGGAGCAGAAGCGCAAAUGCAAUGCACUCGUCCGCCAAAAUGUCCGCAAACUUGAUCGCGACAUCCAAAACCUCAAACAAACCGAGAUCAAGACCAAGAACUUCAUCCUCCAAGCCAGCAAGCGGGCACAGCGCAACCCCGCCAUGGCCAAGCAGGCAAACCAGGACGUGCGGAUAUUCGCCCGAGAGUUGAUCCGCGUGCGGAAACAGAGUUCGAGGUUGCACACAUCCAAGGCGCAGCUACAAUCGGUCCAGAUGCAGGUGAACGAAGCCUUCUCCGUGCGCAAGAUUGAGGGGUCGAUUAAGGCGUCUACGGGAAUAAUGAAGGAUGUAAACACGCUCGUCAGAAUGCCGGAGCUGACCGGGACCAUGCGCGAGUUGUCGGCUGAACUCAUGAAGGCGGGAAUCAUCGAGGAAAUGGUGGGCGAUACGCUGCCGGAUAACGAGCUGUUGGAGGGGGAGGACGAGGAGGCCGAAGAAGAGGUCGACAAGGUCCUAGGGGAGAUUCUCAAAGAUCAGCUACCUGCAGGCAGAGCCAAAGAAGAAGAGCUACCGGCUCAGCCCGUCGAAGAAGAGGAAGAAGAGGACCAGGCGGAGAUGCUGGAACAAAUGAGAGGGCGCCUAGAGGCUCUGAAGAGUUGAGACGUGUUGAAGGGCGCUGUAUCAUGGAAGAGCACAUCGGAGUUCUGGCGCACAUAAUCAGAUACUUGGGAUACACGGGAUUUCCAGUCGGUUGCAUUACCGAGUCCGAAUAGCACGUUCGGCUAUUUUGCAUUCCAAGUCAUGCUCUAUAUACCUGCAAGUCAUUCCAGUGUUCUUGAUAUCUUGGGUAUACAGGCGGGCUAUCGGUUGAAAUUCAUGCUAUAUCCUCCGGUCU